AUGAGAGGCAUUUUAAUUCAAACUUUACUGUAUGGAUCCUUGACAUUUGGGAUCUGGACAGCUCUGUUGUGUGUAUUUAUUAACCACAAUCAUGUGAGCAACUUGGAGAAGAAAACCCAGGAGCCUGCCUCAAUUUGGUCCCUUGAAAAAAAAUUUCAUCGGCAAGAUACUCAUGGCUCAGAGGAAAUUCCAAGACCAUAUGUGAGAUUUGAAAGUCCUGAUGAAGAAGAAACCAAACCACAGAAAUCCUUUUUCAAAUGGAGUAAGGAUUUUAACUAUUCAAGCUCAGAAUUUGUUGAUGGAUUUUUAAAAUAUGGAUUUAACACCAUUCUCAGUAAAAGCUUGGGCAGUGAGAGAGAAGUGCCAGAUACCAGAAAUAAAAAGUGUUUUCAAAAACAUUACCCAGCCAACCUACCUACUGCCAGCAUUGUCAUCUGCUUCCACAACGAGGAGUUUAACGCCUUGUUUCGGACCAUGUUCAGUGUCGUAAACCUCACCCCACGCCACUUCCUUGAAGAAAUUAUUCUGGUAGACGACAUGAGCGACUCUGAUGAUUUGAAAGAAAAACUAGACCACCACCUGGAAAUUUUUCGGGGAAAGAUUAAAUUAAUAAGAAACAAAAAGAGAGAGGGACUGAUCCGAUCACGGAUGAUAGGGGCCUCUCGUGCUUCAGGGGACGUUCUGGUGUUCCUGGAUAGCCACUGCGAGGUGAAUAAAGUGUGGCUGGAGCCCCUGCUGCAUGCCAUUGCCAAGGACCCCAAAAUGGUGGUGUGUCCUCUGAUAGAUGUCAUUGAUUCUAUGACCCUAGAAUACUGGCCCUCUCCUGUUGUAAGGGGUACUUUCAACUGGCACCUACAAUUUAAAUGGGAUAAUGUCUUCUCUUAUGAGAUGGAUGGACCAGAAGGACCCACUCUACCCAUUCGGUCACCUGCAAUGGCUGGGGGAAUUUUUGCUAUAAAUAGGCAUUACUUUCGUGAGAUCGGACAGUAUGACAAGGGCAUGAACCUCUGGGGAGCAGAAAAUUUGGAGCUUUCGUUAAGGAUCUGGAUGUGUGGAGGCCAACUCUUUGUACUCCCCUGCUCGCGGGUAGGACACAUCAGUAAGCAGCGCUUUCCAAAUCAACCUGAGUUUGCAGAAGCCAUGACAUAUAACAGUCUCAGACUGGCGCACGUUUGGCUGGAUGAAUACAAGGAGCAGUUUUUUUUACGAAGACCUGGCCUGAAAUCUGUUGCCUAUGGAAACAUUAGCGAGCGUGUUGAGUUAAGGAAACGAUUGGGUUGCAAAUCAUUUCAGUGGUAUUUGGAUAAUGUCUUCCCAGAACUGGAGGCAUCUGAGGGCAGCAGAUGA
Lynx canadensis (Canada lynx) is the source of this 1347-nucleotide messenger RNA. RefSeq names its product polypeptide N-acetylgalactosaminyltransferase like 5 (gene GALNTL5). The record is from RefSeq and is a predicted model, not a curated record. Gene Ontology annotation, biological process: spermatid development. NCBI's taxonomy places the organism in Eukaryota, Metazoa, Chordata, Mammalia, Carnivora, Felidae. Gene Ontology annotation, cellular component: Golgi apparatus.